AUGGCCAACUCAUCGCUCUUCGAGGUCUACCUGCGCCUGCGCCCCGCCACCGCCGGAGCCCGCUUCCUCGACAUCGAGGCGCCGCAGACCGAGUUCCCCUCCCACAUCACCAUCAAGCCGCCGGAGAACGACCGUCGCAAGAAGGCCGUCGAGCGCUUUGCCUUCACCAGGGUUUUCGAAGAGCAUGCCGCCCAGCUUGACCUCUUCGAAGGCACCGGCCUGGUGCCCCUCAUUGAGGGCGUGCUGGGCCCCGAGGGCCACGAGGGCCGCGACGGUCUUCUGGCAACCCUGGGCAUGACGGGCUCGGGAAAGAGCCACACCAUCCUGGGCUCCAAGUAUGAGCGCGGCAUGACCCAGAUGGCUCUCGACGUCCUCUUCGCCAACAUCGGCGACCUGCUCGUCGACCCUGCCACCUCGUCGUCAACCUUCCCUUCCAUCGCCGCCGCCGAUGUCUCCGAAGCCCACGUCUUCCCCGCCUCGCUCUACCUCGAUGCCCUCUACGGAGACUCCCAUGCGGCCUCCAGAGCCCAGACGCCAGGACUGGUAUGCUCACCAACCACCACUCCCACCCACACCCCCUCCGUCAGCCUAUAUUCCAGUCUUGUACAAAAGCUCAGCCAGCUCGGCAAUGAGAAGAAAUCAUCUCCUUCCAAAUUACCGUUCCUCAGCACCAAAAGUCUCGUCUCAGAGAGCAUUACACGCGUCACACGUAGUACAGCAGCUAAGAUGAAAUCACCCGCAAAGGACGGCAACAGUUCCUUCCUCAGCACCGCCGCCUUCGCCUCCAAGCAACGCCAUCAGAUGCCGCGCCUCUCGAACAUGCCCGACCACCCGCCCGUCGACGACAUCGCCGUCGACGUCGACCAGACGGCUGAGUACGCCAUUGUCGUCUCCAUGUUCGAAGUUUAUAACGACCGCAUCUUCGACCUGCUCACGGGCGCUUCUCAGAGCUCGAAGCUCAUGAACGGUGGCCGCCGCCGUGCCUUGCUCUUCAAGCCGACCGAGCAUUCGCCAGACCGCAAGCAGGUCGCCGGCCUCAAGAAAAUCAUCUGCAGCAGCCUGGACGAGGCGCUUAUGGUUCUGGAGACGGGCCUGCUGGAGCGAAAGGUCACGGGUACCGGCAGCAAUGCCGUCAGCUCGCGCAGCCACGGCUUCUUCUGCGUCGAGGUCAAGAAGCGCCACAGGGCCACAAGGGGCCCCUGGAGCAGCAGCACCCUGACCAUAUGUGAUCUUGCCGGCUCUGAACGCGCCCGCAACGCCAAAACUGCCGGCGAGACGCUGGCCGAAGCGGGCAAGAUCAACGAGUCGCUCAUGUACCUGGGCCAAUGCAUGCAAAUGCAAUCCGACAUCAGCGCCGAGGCCGCUGCCAACGGGAACGGCAACAACAAACGCGCCGUGAUGCCCUUCAGACAGUGCAAGCUGACAGAAUUGCUUUUCGCCAACUCCUUCCCCAGCUCGAACAGCUCCCACCACUCCCACCACUCCCACCGCGUCCCGCAACGCGCCAUCAUGGUCGUCACCGCAGACCCGCUCGGCGACUACAACGCCACUUCGCAAAUCCUCCGCUACUCGGCCCUCGCCCGCGAAGUCACCGUUCCCCGCGUCCCCUCCGUCACCUCCACCAUUCAACUCGGGACGCACCAACAACCCCGCCGCCCCGCCACCAGCCACAGCAAUGGCCGCAUGACGCCCUCCAUCGUGCACGCCCUCGAAGAACAGCUCGACAACACCCUGACCGAGGUGAUCCGCCUUGCCGACGCCCUCGACGUGCUGCACAUUCAGCUGCGUGACGAGCGCGAGCGCCGCCGCCAGGCGGAAGCGGGCUGGCGCGCUGCCGAGGAGAACGCGGUUGAUGCGGAAGCCGCGUUGCGCGAGGAGCUGUAUGCAGAGUACGAAAGCCGCCUGGAGGGCUUGCAGCGGAGAUAUAAGGCGAGUUGGGACGAGGAGGCGGAUCGGGCGGACGAGCAUUGGGAUCGGAAGGUGGAGAUCUUGACGAAGGGGGUUGUAAAGGUGAGGGAAGAUGGCGGUGACGAUGAAGACGAAGAAAUGGCGGGAUCAAGCAGCAGGGAGCGGGACGAAGAGCAGCAGCAGCGCAUCGGCGAGCUAGAAGACGAGAACGCGGCGCUGCGGAGGCAGGUCGACAUGCUGCAGCGCGAGCAGCAGAUGCGCAGCCCGUCGAAGAGCCACCGUCAUCCUCCUGGUGAUGGCAACGCCGUCCGCAUGGGCGCUGGCAUUUCGCUGACGCCCAAGGUCCAGCUGCCGCUGCGCUCGCCCAGCAAAGGGGCGAACGUGCUGCUUCCCGGCCCGAGGCGGCAGCGCGCUCUCGGGAAGAAGCGGUGGGAGAUCGAGAACGAUCCGUUUGAUAGUGAUUGA
Diplodia corticola is the source of this 2373-nucleotide messenger RNA. Its product is annotated as kinesin family protein. Gene Ontology annotation, cellular component: microtubule; kinesin complex; nucleus. Lineage: Eukaryota; Fungi; Ascomycota; Dothideomycetes; Botryosphaeriales; Botryosphaeriaceae. The transcript is spliced from 3 exons. Gene Ontology annotation, biological process: microtubule-based movement. The record is from RefSeq and is a predicted model, not a curated record. Gene Ontology annotation, molecular function: ATP hydrolysis activity; ATP binding; microtubule motor activity. Bases 1 to 2373 code for a protein of 790 amino acids.